CAAAAAAAAAAGAGGUGGGGGUUGGAAUGUACUAGAACGUGACGAAUGUGUGUUUAUUACUUGUGAGUGUUGCAUGGAGCCUAGGAGGCCUGGGCAUGUGUGGGCCUCACUCCCUCUCCCCUCUCUGACUUCCCCUUAUGCUGGGUCCUCUUUGUGCUGUGGUGAGGACGAGGACCCCCGCCCUGCCCAGUGCCCUGCGUGGGCCUUCCCCAAGUGUCACAGUCAAGUCUCUGCCCGUCCAGGAGGUGCACCCAGCAGAGCAGGGUGGGGUCUGCAUCCACUCUGGGCCUGCCACGGUGCCGGCGUCCUGGCAGUGACAAUAACGGUGUUGGCGGUGACAGGCCCUGUGUGGUAAGUGUGAGCCCGGCACACGCGCGGUGUGUGAUCCAGGUCGUCCCUCCACCCUGUGCGGCAUGGACUCUGUCUCUGUCAGGGGAGUAGGCGGACGCCGGGUCCCCACCCCAGAGCAACCCGAGGGUGUCUCACAAGUCACCGCUCAGGCGUGCAUGAGACUUGGGCCAGCUCCUGGAGGCUUCCUCAUUUAUACGGUGCCUUGGGGUGGACAGCUGCCCCUGGAAUCACCCGGCACCUCACCAUGUGACCCAACCUGGAAGGGGGUCUUUUCGGAUGAAAUCAAGGGAAGAGGGGUCACACCGAUCGCGGGGUCCCUGACCCAGUGACCAGUGACUUGGGCACAGCAACAUGGGGAGAACGCUGACACGACAGGGACUCAUUCUCAGUUCUGGGGCCGCAGUCCGAGACGAAGGUGUGGGUGGGGCUGGGUCCCUCUGAGGCCGAGGGGCAUCUGCCAGGCUUCUCUCUGCUCCUGGCAGUGGCCAGCAUCCUGGGCGACCCUUCGCUUGUGGAAGCAUCACCCCCAUCUCUGCCUCCAUCCUCACACAGCCGUCUCCCCCGUAUCUGCCUCACUCAUGAGGAUGUUUGUCACUGACUGUGGGGCCACCCAAGUAAUCCAAGAUGACGUCCCUUGAGACCUUCUUCCACCUAGGCUGCCAUGCACAGGCUGCAGGCAUUGCGGCGUGGCUGCCUUUGUGGAGGCCACAGUCCGGCCAUGCAGUCCCCUGUGACCGGCGUCUCAGCCUGCCCCACACUCAAGCCCCAGACUGCCAGGUAGCAGCAAGUCUAGGUCCGGGCCAGGCAUCGGCACUGGGGAAGAUGCGGCCCCUGCGGGCUCUUGGGGCCCGGCUCUUCGCACCUUCUGCUAUGAACCAGUCAGGCCUUGCCACCUGCAGUUCUCUUCUGUCCACUGAGGAGGUGGCCCCCUUUGGGUGAAACUCCUUACAGUCAAAAGUCCAGGGAAUGUUUUGAACCCUGCCACUAGUGGCUCACGCCUGUAAGCGCAGCACUUUGGGAGGCAGAGGUGGGAGGAUCAUGUGAGCCCAGGAGUUGGAGACCAUCCUGGGCAACAUAGUGAGACCUCGUUUCUACUAAAAAUAAAGAAACUUACCCAGGUGUGGUGGUGUGUGCCUGUAGUCCCAGCUACUCAGGAGGCUAAGUUGGGAGGAUCCCUUGGGCCUGGGAGGCAGAGAUUGCAGUGAGCCAUGAUGGCACCACUGUACUCCAGCUGGGGCAACACAGCAAGACCCUGUCUCAAAAAACAAAACAAAAACAAAUCCUGCCGCUUGUGCCCUCAGCACGAGUUUCCGGGAAACUCUGUGGCCUCCGGCGGGUCAUGAUUCCCCUGUGUAUUUCAGGUCCGCGGGAGAGCUGUGGGGCUUGGUGAGUGUUUCGUGGCCUCUCGGGUUGGUCAGCACCCCCAGCCAGCUGGCCCAGGACCCCUCUACAGAAGCGUUCCAGGAGACCAGGUGUCACCAAGAUGUCCAACCCCUUCCUGAAGCAAGUCUUCAACAAGGACAAGACAUUCCGCCCCAAGCGCAAGUUCGAGCCAGGCACCCAGCGCUUUGAGCUGCACAAGAAGGCGCAGGCAUCGCUGAACGCCGGGCUGGACCUGCGGCUGGCGGUGCAGCUGCCCCCAGGCGAGGACCUGAACGACUGGGUGGCUGUUCACGUGGUAGACUUCUUUAACCGCGUCAACCUCAUCUACGGCACCAUCAGUGACGGCUGCACGGAGCAGUCCUGCCCCGUCAUGUCGGGGGGCCCCAAGUACGAGUACCGCUGGCAGGACGAGCAUAAGUUCCGGAAGCCCACGGCACUCUCCGCGCCCAGGUACAUGGACCUGCUGAUGGACUGGAUCGAGGCGCAGAUCAACAACGAGGACCUCUUCCCCACCAACGUUGGCACUCCAUUCCCCAAGAACUUCCUGCAGACGGUGCGGAAGAUCCUGUCGCGGCUGUUCCGCGUGUUCGUGCACGUCUACAUCCACCACUUUGACCGCAUCGCGCAGAUGGGCUCCGAGGCCCAUGUGAACACCUGCUACAAGCACUUCUACUACUUCGUCAAGGAGUUCGGCCUCAUCGACACCAAGGAGCUGGAGCCACUGAAAGAAAUGACGGCCCGGAUGUGCCACUGAGAGCCCCGUGGGUCCUCCGGUGCCCAAACCGCCGCAGGGGCCUCGGAGACUUGGAGGAGGACGCUCUGGAACCAUCAUCCCGCUUCUCUCCGGCCUGAGCAUCUCAGGGAGACCAGGGGCCAGGCCACUGAGCAGGUGUUGGUCCUCAGGAGCUCCAGCCCUGGACGGCAGAUGCCUUCCUCACCGUCUCGAGCCUCAGUCUCCCGUCUGGGACUAAACGUGAACUCUGUAAUUCUGUGUGUUACUAGCAACCGGAAAUGCCCACUGUGUUUUUAAACGACUUCCACUUUCCAGGAGGCUGGAUGGCUUCCAGGGUCACUCCUCGCCCUGGGUGGCUCCCAGGCUCCUGGAACUUCUGCCUCCACCUCGCUGGGGAGCCCCCAGGGCUGCUGUGGCCACAACCCUGCCUGGGCCUGUCUCUCAAGGGCGCCCAGCUUGCUCAGCCUCCUGCAUGUCUUCUGUUGGGGAGGCAAGAGGCUGAGGGGCUCCCGAGCCCCUGAGAGCAGACAUCUCCUCCCGCAGGCCUUUACUCCCCACUCCCUACUGGCAGCCGCUGCUGUCUCUUCACACAGAGGCACAACCUGGACCCAGGCAGCCUCUUUCCUCCCUCCCCAAUCUCUUUCAUUUUUCUACAGAUUUUUUUUUUUUUUUGCAUACUAGAGACAGGGGUCUCGCUGAACUUCUGGCCUCAAGUGAUCCUCCAUCCUCGGCCUCCCAAAGUACUGGGAUCACAGGCGUGAGCCACCGCGCCCAGCCCUCUCUCUUCCUCAAUGCACUCUGCUUCCUCCGUUCUUCCGAAACAUUCAGCUGACUGUAUCCAGGGCUUCCUGGACUCCUGGGACCCCACGUCCUGCACCCCGGCUGCUGACUCAUUUCCUAAGGGCCCCUUUGUGUAUCAUAAAGGGUUUGAUUUUUAUAGUCACAUUUGCAACCAUCUUGAGAUUUUUAUUUUUUUUGAACGGAGUCUCCCUCUGUCGCCCAGACUGGAGUCCAGUGGCAAGAUCUCGGCUGACUGCAUCCUCCACCUCCUGGGUUCAAGUGAUUCUCCUGCUUCAGCCUCCCAAGUAGCUGGGAUUACAGGUGUGUGCCACCACGCCCAGGAAAUUAUUGUAGUUUUAGUAGAGAUGAGAUUUCACCAUGUUGGCCAGGCUGGUCUCAAACUCCUGACUUCAGGUGAUCCACCCACCUUGGCCUCCAAAAGUGCUGGGAUUACAGGCAUGAGCCACUGCACCUGGCCUAACCAGGCUGGAGUGCACUGGUGGGAUCUCGGCUCACUGCAAGCUCCGCCUCCCAGAUUCACGCCAUUCUCCUGCCUCAGCCUCCCCAGCAGCUGGGACUACAGGCACCCACCAUCACGCCCAGCUAAUUUUUUUGUAUUUUAGUAGAGACAGGGUUUCACUGUGUUAGCCAGGAUGGUCUCGAUCUCCUGACCUUGUGAUCCGCCCACCUCAGCCUCCCAAAGUGCCGGGAUUACAGGUGUGAGCCACUGUGCCCGGCCAAGAAUUUUUUUAUCAAUAACAGCGAGCUCUCUGCCUCUUCGGAAUGAUGCCCACUUUGCUUAUGAUCAACCCAAGCAGGACUCUUCUCUCCCUGGACGCCUCUCCCCUGGUCUGGAAUCUUCCAGUUCUGCCAGAAUUGGCCUUUCCCAGAUGCCGCAAACUUCCAGUUGAACCCCUUUUUCUGUGUGGCCCCUGGGGCUGCAAGACCAAAAUCCAUGAGUUCUGUGUCCCCUAGACCUUUGGAAGGUGAGAGCAGGGCCCUGAGCAAAGGCAGCCACCUCCUCUCCCUGGCUGAACCCCUGCCACCUUACUCCUCACCAGAAUUGUCAGUGGCCUUUCACCACGGUGGCCCUUCCUGCCUGAGCCCUGCACUGUCCCAGACCACACAGAAGUCUGGUCACCUCUGGGUGCCUGGGAUGGUCACCAAAGAGAAGCAUGCUGUCCCCGUCUCUCCUGGCUUCUGCCAGAAAAUCGAACAAGUGCAAUUAACACACUGUCACUGCCGAAGCCUGAAACUCCCAGAACUUGUCCUUGAUCCUUCCAGAAACCACCAGGUCCGGCUCUUGGAGCCCCCAGGAGAGGGACCUCCCAGCCGAGCCCUCAAAGAACUCCAUAAAAUCAGGAACUGCUUGAUGGAAUGUAUCUCCUCGUACCUGCAAGAUGAAGCCCAAACACCCACACCUCUGUCUCCCCAGGGCUCGGGAUGUCCUCAGCAGCCCCGCCACGCAGCUUCCCAGGUGGGCUCGGGGAGGUGGGAGCAGGGACCAUCUCUGUCCCCUGCACCCUCACUCCAUCCACCCCAGAGCCCAACCUCCCCCAGCCAGAUACGGAAUAAAACUACAGACGCAGACGUCGGAAUAAA
Pongo pygmaeus (Bornean orangutan) is the source of this 4849-nucleotide messenger RNA. RefSeq names its product MOB kinase activator 3A (gene MOB3A). The coding region runs from base 1835 to 2488 and encodes 217 amino acids. The record is from RefSeq and is a predicted model, not a curated record. Lineage: Eukaryota; Metazoa; Chordata; Mammalia; Primates; Hominidae. The transcript is spliced from 4 exons.